ACCGGAAGUAGUUUUCUUUGAACCGGGAGGCGGUAAAAGAUGCCGGAGGAGCGGGGAGAAACCGUUGACGGAGCAGAGCAGGGUCCGGGGAGACGGAGGAGACACUGCAGCCGCUCCUGAGGCACCGGCAACAUGGGCAGCAGGGCCGAGCAGCAGCUGCUCAUCGUGGUCUCCGUCCUGGAAGGGCGACAUUUCCCAAAACGUCAUCGGCACAGCAUUGUGGUAGAAGCACGGUUUGAUGGAGAGUUGCUGGCAACAGACCCUGUUGAACACAAAAGUCAGCCCGAGUUUGUUACAGAACUUGCUUGGGAACUUGACAGAAGGUCAUUAUAUCAACACAGGUUACAACGCACACCCAUCAAGCUAUAUUGUUAUGCAGUGGAUUCUCUGACAUUAGCAAAGGAGUCUGUAGGUUAUAUCAUUUUGGAUUUGAGGUCUGUUCAAGAGACUAAACAGGCACCCAAAUGGUAUCCCUUGCUUAGCAGCAAAUACACAAAAAGUAAACCUGAGAUCAGGAUUGGCAUUGUAUUGGAGACUGAUGUUAAACCACAGAUAGAAGGUUUCAAAGCCAAAGAGGCACCUCCAAGAGAUGGGAAAAUAAUAGAAACUUCGCCUGAUCCUAUCCUGGAUUUGAACCCCAAGAAUCUGACUGCAGUUCUGAAUGAGGACGAAAGCUAUUAUCAGAUUGGGCCAGCAGAAUUCUGCAACGAUUUCUUUAUGCUUUCUGUGACCAUUGCAUUUGCAACACAGUUAGAGCAGUUGAUUCCAAGUACAAUCAAGCUACCAGAGGGGAGACCUGAAUUUUUCUUUUACUACACUUUGCUGGGAAAUGAUGUCACCAAUGAUCCUUUCAUUGAUCUGAUGAACCCGAACUUUGCACCAGAACGAGCUUCAGUGAGAAUUCGGAGUCAACUAGAUGUUCUCCAGCUGUUCUUAUCUUCUCAACCAAAUCUCCAGAUUCAUUUGUGCUGUGGCGACAGGUCAUUGGGCAGUACAGAGGUCUCACUUGCAGGAUUAUUAAAAAGAGGUCAAGAAAUAGAUCGGCACCCUGCAGCAGUUGAAGGAGCUUUUACUUUGGUGCCACCUAACAAAGCAAAGCAAAAGGACCCUCCUCUGCCACUUGAGUUGUCUCCGACUGUGGGCGUGUCAGUAACUCUUAGAAAAGAAGGAAUAAAAUCUCAGCAAUCUAGUCCAGGUAAAAUGGAACCUGAACCUAAGUCUCCAGUGAUGCAGCGAAUAGUUUCUCCUCAAACUGUUAAACCUUCAGUUCCUGAACAAAAGCCCAAGACUGUAGAUGUUGCAAGCAUUUCUCCCGAACGUGGUGAUUCCCCUCCCAGCAGAGACCAGGCCACAGAAAAUGAGGUGAAUAGCCUGCAGGGAGAAGAAGAUAAAGAGAUUCAAAAUGACAAACAACAAUUAGAACAGCAAUCAGGAGCAGCAUUACAUUCCAAGGCACAUUCAUCUCAAACUGUUAAACCUUGCCAAGCACCAGUUGCGGCAAUGGAACCACAAUGUGGUCCUGCCUUCGUUUCCAAGUUAUCUGAUUCCUCUUCAGCACCAAAGAUUUCCAUUCCAGCAUCAGCACACCAUUUCUGUUUUGCCCUGGAUAUAAGAAGUAUUAGACAGCUGGAUGUCAGUUUUGCUGUGAAUUGUAUAGUACGGUACUCCUAUCCAUUUUUUGGAACUGCAGCCCCAAUCAUGACGAAUCCUCCAGUGGAGGUGAAGCGAAACAUGGAAGUGGUCUUCCCUCAAUCAUACUGCGCAUUUGAUUUUGCAGCACUACCUCAUCAACUGCAAGAUACUUUCUUCAGGUUACCUUUGUUGGUUGAAGUAUGGCACAAAGAUAAAAUGGCCAAAGACUUGCUGUUGGGAGUAGCAAGACUGAAAUUGUCCAAUAUUCUGACAGCAGAAAAAUCUCGCUUUUUGGGACCAUCAGGAGAUCAGUGUUGGCGUCAGACCUACAGUGAGAGGAUACCAGUGAUAGCAACACAGGGGCCAAACAACAAAAUUGCUGAACUGUACUACUCCAUGACGCUGGAGGAUUAUAAUUUUGUAAAAACUCAACAUGUUACUGUAUCUGAUUCAUCUCAGAAUUCAAAUAUUGGAUACCAGCAACAGCCUGAUCCUUCAGCUAAGCCUGGUCAGGCGUCAGAGCCAGGUCGUGACCCUAGGCCUCGUGAGACGAUGGAAUAUAAAGCUGCAUUAGAGUUAGAAAUGUGGAAAGAAGCACAAGAAGAUUUGUUUCAGGACCAGUUGAAGCACAAAGAGUUGGCACACAUGCAAGCCCUUGCUGAGGAGUGGAAGAAGAGAGACCGAGAAAGGGAAGCACUUGUGAAGAAAAAGGUGCUUGAAUAUGCUGCACUUGAGGAACGACUACAAAAAACAUUGGCAGAUUUGGAAAAAAGAGAGAGACAGCUUGCUCAUGGUGAAGUGGAGCUCCAGAGGUUGAGAAGAGAGUUACAAGAUGAGCAUGAUCGAAGUUUGCGAGAAAUGCAAGACACCAUGAGACGUUGUACAGAAGAUUCUGUCCGUCAGGUAGAGCUGGAAAAGUUAAAACUUAACCAGUUGGAACAUGAUAAGUCUCGUUUACAACAGCAGCUCCAUGAAGCAGAACAGAAAUACAAACUACUUGAAAAAGAGUUCCAUCAGUACAAGGAGCAGCAGAGCAGUAAACCUGAAAUUCGACUUCAGUCAGAGAUCAAUCUUUUAACUCUUGAAAAGGUGGAAUUUGAGAGGAAAUUGGAAUCGGCCACAAAAUCUAAGCUGCACUAUAAGCAGCAGUGGGGGCGAGCGUUGAAAGAGUUAGCACGGCUAAAACAGCGUGAGCAAGAAAAUGCUAUGGCACGACUUAAGAAACAGCAACAAGAACUGGAACAUAUGAGGUUGCGUUACCUGGCAGCUGAGGAGAAAGAAGUAGUUAAAACAGAACGACAAGAAUUGGCAGAAAUUAGGAAUGAAUUGAACAGGUUAAAGCUACAAGAAGUUAAAGAUGCUUCAGAUCAGCGUGCUCCUGCAGUUGGAAGGGAGGCUGGAGAUCAUGUUCAACAGCCAGAUGAGGCUUUGGACAACUAUCUUGCUCGGCUCAUAGAGGAGAGGGACACUUUACUAAGGACAGGGGUAUACACUCACGAGGAUCGGAUUAUCAGUGAGCUUGACAAACAAAUCCGUGAAGUUAUGACAAAGAGAGGUGGUCAGAGAUGAAAAUAAUAUGUCACUGAAUGUUUAUGUGGCAUGUAACAAGACAACCACAAAAUCAUCUACCAUUUCGCUAAUCAUACCUUUGAUAGAAACUUAGUGUAAAUUUUGUGUAUAUUUCAUAUUUUCAUAUUUGAUAGAGUUUACAUUGACUUUUAUACAACUAAUAGGUUUUUGAAAAAUUAUCUUGAAACAAAAUUUCUGUUCAUUCUUUGAACAGUUACUUCUAUUGAUGUGUGAUGUUUUUUAAAUGGGUCUAUAAAUAGCUAUUUUUGAGAGUAAACCCCACUCAAAUUCAUUAAAUACCAAUUAAAUUUUAUGCAUUUUUUUUCUUUGCUAGUAUCACUGGGCUGAUAAGCUGAUGCCAUACAUGCAGGAAAAUCAGCUAUCAAGAAGAACAGAUAUGACAAUAGCACCUCAUGGUAAAAACAAUAGCUGAGUUAAAAAAAAUUUUUGAAAGGGUCAUAGAAUGUGGAGAUACCAGGAGGUUUCUGCUUUGUAUACAGCAAUAAAUUCAUUACCUGCAAUUGAGGUAUAUGCAAAAUUUUGGAACUGUACAGAGGACAUGUUUUAAUACGAUCUUCUGUAGAGUUGGGAAGAUGGAAAUCUGAAAUUGUUUGAAUGGCAUUUUAAUCAAUAUCAAAUAAAUAAUCCAUUUUUUAAAAUCAUGUUCAUUGAAAACCCAGCUGCCUUAGCAAACAUAUCUAAAAGUCCUUUAUGCCACAUAUACUAUAUGGUUAAUAUACUCAACCAGUUUGGCUUUAAUUUAUUUUUUAUUAUUGUGACUUGAAAUAUACCAUUCUGUCAAAGUAAUUACAGUGCAACUCUCAUGAGAGCAAAAAUCUGACUAAGUGUACUUGUGUCAAACGUGACAAAAAUUUGCAUUUUGCAGUUAAGCUAAGUAGAAAAUAAUUUAAUUGUAACUUUUUAGAAUGAGUAUUUACCAUGCAGAAGAUGCCAAAUCAGUAUCCAACGCAGUUCUAAAGGCUGGCGGGAGAGGUUUUACAGGAUUUAAUAGUCACAAGUAUUGCUUUGCGCUCACUUUCAGAGGAGAAUGCACCAGUAUUACUUUAAAUAUUCUGAAAUUAUUUCACUUCAAAGGUUUUAAUUAAGUGCUUUUGGUCAUUUAGUCAGUUGAUGUUUUUUAUAUGAUGUUGUAAAAUGUUUUGUCAGACUGAUUUUAAAAAUCUUAAUUCACCAACUCUUGUUUAAGUAACACACUGAUGUGGAAAAAUUGCACCAAGUUUGGCUUUUUAAAAUGUGUUCUCUGGAGUUUUAAAUAAGUAGAUGAGGAAUAUAUAUAUGUCUUAUUAAAAUUUAUUUUCCAAUGUUGAAAUUUAUGUAUUAACAAGCAUUUAUAGAGGUAUUGACCUACUGCAUCACUAUAAAUCUUAUUCCAAGUCCUUCAGUUUGAAGAUUUUAAAGAAUUUUUUUUGGAAAAUACCUGGAAUGCAGAGAAGGUAUACGUGGGCAAACCAAGUACUAGUCAGUAUCAUAGUUAUUUUCUGUGCACAAAGAUAUUCAGGUUAUGACUUCAGCUCAUCAAACCUGAACACACUUGCUAUAAUUGAUAGUCAAACAAUAAUUUAUUUCAAGCUGCUUUUUUCUCCCCAUUUUGAACCAUUUAUUAUUAAGAGAUUGAGAAAGAAAGUGGAGAUUAAGCCUAGAUACUACAGUAAUUUUGAAUGGUAAAGUGGGCUUCAAGGGCCAUGUAGUUUACUCCCAUUUCUUAUGUUCUCAUGUUAGACGUAAAGGAACUUCAUGUGUCUACAUUGUAUAAAAUUUGAUUCUUGAGAAUAUAUAUUCUAAUUAAAAUUGCUUAAGUUGGUGAAGGGAGUAUUACUGGCAGAAGUUCUAGAAAGGUCCCAGUCAAUUAGAAAACUGCAGCUGUAGCAUCCAUGUUCAUGUAAAGGAGACAAAGCAGAAAACUAUAAAUUAUACACAGCCCAGCAACUGUACUUUGGAAAAUAUGGAACCCUAUUGGAUGUUGACAUAUAUUGUAAAAGGUAAUAAAAUACAAAAAGAAAGAUCUUGCUGUACAGGGCGGUGGUGAACACACCUAGUGUACUGUGUACAGUUUUGUUCUUAAUUAAGGAAGGAUAUACUUGUGCUGGAAACAAUUUAGCGAAGAUUUAUUUGGGUGAUUUUGAGUCUGCCUUACGAAGAAAAAUUGGGUCUGUUAGACUGAAGAAAAUUGACAAGAUAUUUUGAAACAUUUGGUUCUGAGGAGGCUUGACAAAGUCAAUACUGAGGAUGUUCUGCUGUCUGAGUAGGGGGUGCUUAAAAAUAGAAGGUAAAGUUUCAAAAUCAGGAUUCUUACUCAUUUUAAGAUGGCAUUGAGUUUUUUUUUAAAGAAUCCUGAAUCUUCAAAAUUCUUGACCAAAGUUACUGAGGUGAAUCGUUAAAUAUAUUGGAUAGAUGUAACUAUCAAAGGUAAUGGGGAAUGAUGGGAAAAUGACAUUAAAGCAGGAUCAUAUCAACCAUAAUAAUAUUAAAUGUUCAAGGAGCUGUAUGGCCCAGUUAACCUUAGGGGAGUGUCAGGAUUGUAUCAACCAUGAUAAUAUUAAAUGGUCAAGGAGCUGUAUGGUCCACUUAACCUUAAAGCAGUAUUGGAGGUAAACGGCUGACAGCAUUGCAUAAUAAGUUUAGGAUUGUUCUGUUCCUCCCAGUAAAAUAAAAACAAAACCUGUUGUACAACAUUAUAACUAACAUUUAUUCCAUUGGAAUAGGAAAGUCUGUGCAGUGAAAUCUGAAUACGUAACUAAUCAGUACGGUUUGCAAGAAAUCAACCUGCUAUUUGAAUCUCCUUGGCACAAAUGAUGGAUUUGAAACUUUUGUUAGCAGCAGAGGGCGCUGCUCCUGCAAAGGAAAAGCUCUGGCCCUAUGUGGUAGUAUUGAUUUUCUACUUACCAUUCUCCAUGAAAUUUGAUUCUAUUUAACAUUAUGGAUCAGAACUUGAACUGCGAAUUUUUAAUGCAACUUUUGUGAUUUAAU
Hemiscyllium ocellatum (epaulette shark) is the source of this 6189-nucleotide messenger RNA. It is a transcript of the gene cep120, whose product is annotated as centrosomal protein 120. Gene Ontology annotation, biological process: positive regulation of centriole elongation; centrosome cycle; interkinetic nuclear migration. Gene Ontology annotation, cellular component: centriole; centrosome. The record is from RefSeq and is a predicted model, not a curated record. The transcript is spliced from 21 exons. Bases 133 to 3201 code for a protein of 1022 amino acids. Lineage: Eukaryota; Metazoa; Chordata; Chondrichthyes; Orectolobiformes; Hemiscylliidae.